Molecule: messenger RNA, 4305 nt
Organism: Penicillium daleae
Lineage: Eukaryota; Fungi; Ascomycota; Eurotiomycetes; Eurotiales; Aspergillaceae
Gene: pmcA
Product: putative P-type calcium ATPase
Exons: 1
Coding region: 1-4305 (1434 amino acids)
Biological process (GO): intracellular calcium ion homeostasis; calcium ion transmembrane transport
Cellular component (GO): membrane; intracellular membrane-bounded organelle
Molecular function (GO): P-type calcium transporter activity; ATP binding; ATP hydrolysis activity
Source: RefSeq, a predicted model, not a curated record
AUGUCUGAACCGCGUCGAGGGGCCGACGAGCUGGCUCAGACUCCCACGACACCGCUGCGAAGGGAGCGCGCACCCACCAUCACUAUCGAUACCUCCGCGGUGAGCUCUUCAAAUACGAACGAUGGCCCCGUGCAGAUCCUCUCGGACCCCCAGCAGUCAUCGCUCCAGCUGAAUACCGACACAAUCGAGUCCUACGAUGCUGGUGCACAUCACGAUGGCUCCGGUUCCCCCACCGACAUGCGAUCCUCGGCCUCCCUGCGCUCCAAUGCCUCCUCCGAAGCUCGAGAUCGCGAACGAGACCGUGAAAGCCGGCCAACCUCGCCCCAUAACGUCUCGUCUCCGAAGACCAAGGUGCCCGAGACGCAUUCCCAUUUCUUGUCGGUGCCCGGCACGCGGUCCCGUGGUAAUUCGUUGGAGUCUGAAGGCACUAGUCAAACCUCCAGCACCUAUGGCGGUGAUACCUACGUGCCUACUGCCUCUCACGCAUCCAACUCCGAUGCAACCAAGAAUACAAUCAUCGACGACGAGGAUGCCCUCACGCCGGACCCGGGUCGGGAAGAUGAAUUCGAGGUGGAGAAUAACAAGUUCGCCUUUUCUCCGGGCCAGCUCAACAAGCUCCUGAAUCCCAAGAGCUUUGGCGCGUUCCGGCAACUCGGAGGACUACGAGGACUGGAGAAGGGAUUGCGGACCGAUGUUCGGAGUGGAUUGAGCGUGGAUGAAACUACUUUGGAAGGCGUUGUCGAGUUCAGCGAUGUCACGUCAUCAGAGUCGAUGCCCAAGAUUGUCUCGCCAACGAUACCGCCUCCCUCAGCCCCCCAAGAAGGAGCUGCAGUAUCAGAAGCUGAUGGGUCAUUCGUGGACCGAAAGCGAGUCUAUGGCAAGAACCUGCUACCGGAAAGGAAACUCAAGACUAUCUGGGAAUUGGCGUGGAUUGCAUAUAACGACAAAGUGCUGAUUUUGCUGACGAUUGCGGCGGUCAUCUCCCUGGCUGUGGGUAUUCCACAGUCACUCCAUCCAGCGAAGCCUGGUGAGCCGGGCGUGGAAUGGGUGGAGGGUCUUGCUAUUCUGGUUGCUAUCAUCAUUGUGGUCACGGUUGGUGCUGCAAAUGAUUGGCAGAAAGAACGACAAUUCGCCAAAUUGAACAAGAAAAAGGAAAACAGAUUGGUCCAGAUCAUUCGAUCAGGCAAAACCAUCGAGAUCUCGGUUCACGAUGUACUCGUUGGCGAUGUGAUGCACCUUGAACCGGGUGAUCUAGUCCCGGUCGACGGUAUCCUGAUCGCAGGGCACAAUGUCAAGUGCGAUGAAUCUUCGGCCACUGGUGAAUCUGAUCUCAUGCGAAAGACCCCCGGCGAUGAGGUCUACCGAGCAAUCGAAAAACACGAAGAUCUCCGCAAAAUGGACCCCUUUAUCGUCUCCGGCGCCAAGGUCUCUGAGGGCGUGGGAACAUUCCUCGUUACUGCCGUGGGUGUCCAUGCAACUCAUGGGCGGACAAUGAUGUCUCUCCAGGAGGAGGGCGAAACAACGCCCCUGCAAACCAAAUUGAACAAGUUGGCCGAGUACAUUGCCAAGCUGGGUCUGGCCUCUGGUCUCUUACUGUUUAUCGUACUAUUCAUCAAGUUUCUCGUUCGACUCAAGGAUAUCGAGGGCGGUGCCGACGCCAAGGGACAGGCUUUCCUACAGAUCUUCAUUGUCGCCGUGACUAUUGUCGUUGUUGCUGUACCUGAAGGUCUCCCGCUGGCAGUAACCCUUGCCCUCGCCUUCGCAACGACACGAAUGAUUAAAGAUAACAACCUGGUGCGUUUCCUCAAAGCGUGUGAGACCAUGGGAAAUGCGACAACUAUUUGCUCCGACAAAACUGGCACCCUCACGGUGAACAAAAUGAGCGUCGUCUCGGCUACCCUGGGAACGACGUCUCGCUUCGGGGACAAGUCUGGCUCCAAUCAGUCCAACCAGUCCGGUGAUGUUUCUGCUGCCGAAUUUGUCAAAACGCUGUCCCCCUCCGUCAAGGAUCUCCUGAUGCAGUCUAUCGUCCUCAACUCUACCGCAUUUGAGGGAGAGCAGGAAGGCGUCAAAACCUUCAUCGGCUCCAAGACCGAGACUGCUCUGUUGACCUUCGCACGCGAUUACAUGGGCAUGGGGCCUCCCGCCGAAGCCCGAGCGAAUGCCAAAAUCCCGCAGAUGUUCCCGUUCGACUCGGCGCGUAAAUGCAUGGCAGUGGUAUAUCAGAUGGAGAAUGGAAAGUAUCGCAUGUUGGUCAAGGGCGCUGCGGAGAUCUUAAUGGCAAAGUCCACUCGAAUCAUUCGUGAUCCCACCGACGCUCUGAGCGAGGUACCAUUUACGGACGACAACCGGUCUACGCUGGAUAACAUCAUGACAACCUACGCCAACCGAUCGCUGCGAUGCAUUGCUCUUGUCUACCGUGAUUUCGACCAGUGGCCUCCGCGUGGAGCGCCAACUUCCGAGUCUGAUCGCACUCAGGCAACUUUCGAGCCCAUCUUCAAGGACAUGACAAUUAUUGGCCUCUUCGGUAUUCAGGAUCCUCUUCGACCCGGUGUCGCAGAGGCUGUGCACACAUGCCAGCGGGCUGGUGUUUUCGUUCGCAUGGUCACUGGUGAUAAUAUCAUGACGGCCAAGGCUAUUGCUCUGGAGUGUGGAAUCUACACGCCGGGUGGUAUUGCUAUCGAAGGUCCCAAGUUCCGCAAGCUGAGCACGCGUCAAAUGAACCAGAUCCUUCCCAGACUGCAGGUGAUUGGUCGAUCCAGCCCUGAUGACAAGAAGAUCCUCGUGAAUGCUUUGAAGAAGCUUGGCGAGACUGUUGCGGUUACUGGUGACGGCACCAAUGAUGCUCAGGCUUUGAAGAACGCUGAUGUCGGUUUUGCGAUGGGCGUCACUGGUACCGAGGUGGCCAAGGAGGCAUCGGAUAUCAUCUUGAUGGACGAUAACUUUGCAUCCAUCGUCAAGGCCAUGUCGUGGGGCCGUACUGUCAGCGAUGCGGUGAAGAAGUUCCUUCAAUUCCAGAUUACGGUCAACAUCACCGCCGUGAUCCUCACUUUCGUCUCGGCAGUUGCUAGCAGCUCAGAAGAUUCUGUUCUGAGUGCAGUGCAGCUGCUCUGGGUUAACUUGAUUAUGGAUACCUUUGCCGCUCUUGCACUUGCCACAGAUCCGCCAUCACCUUACGUCCUCGACCGUCGGCCAGAAUCCAAGGCUGCUUCGCUUAUUACCCUCACGAUGUGGAAGAUGAUCAUUGGACAGUCGAUCUACCAGCUGGUGGUGACGUUCGUGCUUAACUUUGCUGGAAAGUCGAUCUUCCCUUGGGACGAGGGAUAUAUGCAAACCGUGGUCUUCAACACUUUCGUCUUCAUGCAAAUCUUCAACCAGUACAAUUCCCGUCGCAUUGAUAACAAGCUCAACAUUUUGGAGGGUAUCUGGCGCAACAAAUGGUUCAUUGGUAUUCAGCUCAUCAUCAUCGGAGGUCAGGUCCUGAUUAUCUUUGUUGGUGGCGCUGCCUUUUCGGUGAAGCGUCUCGACCAGGGCUCCCAGUGGGCCGUCAGUCUUGUGCUGGGAGCUCUCUCUGUACCCAUCGCCGUGAUCAUCCGCCUUAUCCCGGACGAAUUCGUUAGUAAGCUUAUCCCACAUGGCUGGCACGGACGUCAUCAGAAGAAGGGACCUGAGUUGGUCAUCUCGGAUGAAGACCGCCGCUACGAUUGGAAUCCGGCACUGGAAGAAAUCCGCGACCAGUUGCACUUCAUCAAGACCGUUCGAGGUGGUCGCCUGCGACACAUCCGUCACAAACUGCAGCACCCGCAAGAAUUCCUGCCUCGAUCUCGCAGCGGCUCUCGCUCGCGCGAGUCAUCCAUUCCGGCCACUCCAAAUGGUGACAAUGGAAGCCCACCUCCCGGUCUCUCUACACCCGAGACUCGUUCCCGUCGCAAUACCCGGUCCCGCUCGAACUCGACAUUCGGACCUGCUGCUGCCAUGGCUGGUGUCGUGGCUGGUAGUAUUGCCGGCUGGUCUCCCAUUGAACGGAACCACGACGAGGGCGACUCCAUCACCUUCCCUGCCAAUGCUGUACAUGGCGGUCUGGACAGGCAACAGGGUAUCGAGAUUCACCCGGACACUGCGGCCGACGACCGCAUCGUCAGCGAGUACUCUACCAAUUUCAAGACUCCUCCCAGUCAGAACCCGGACUUGAUUCCAUUCUUUGAACACGCGCCUCCGGCGAUUGCAGAGCGAGCGCCGUCGAGUCUGGGUCGCCGGUCUUUCUCCCAGCGAUCUCACACCAGUCAAAGCCAUUCGCAGGUGUAA